AUGAAUGAUUCUUUUACGUUAUUGGAAGAACCAUUUUCAUCGAUUUUGCGCCUGUGUAAAACAGUCGGAGUAUGCGAUGUAGCUAAAGGGGAUCCGCUCUAUGAAAUUUUAACUCAAAUUAAAUUUCCAAACUAUUCUGACGAAGAAAUUGAUAAUUUUGAGAAAAAUCUACAAGAAAACGAUAACAUAUCUGCAUGUAUCAAACAAAUCAAGUUCAUUUACCCCUUUAUUCAUCAAAUAAAUCAAUAUGCAUUAGAUGAGCCUACAUCUCACGGAAAAUGCUAUGCUCUUUCACUUUAUUUCUCCUUUAUGGGCUGGAUUUCAUAUUCUUAUGAGUCAUCUGACUUCAGUUUCGCGUAUCAAUUCUUAAACACUUUUCUUUCAGACACUGCGUUGUUAUAUCCAUCACUAGCAGUAUCAUGCUUCUAUUAUCUAUACAAGCUCGUCAUCCAACGCGCAAAAGAAAUUGAUUUACAGUAUAUAUCCGUAUUAAAGUUCUUUUUCAUGAGUUUAGCGCCAUAUCCAAGUAAAACAUUAGAUCUCAUAGACAUAACAUUCAAGAAAAUACUUGCUAGAAACAUCCAAGAUGAAACAAAUCACAUUUUUUUUUCAAAUUUGAUGGAAGUUACUGCAAUUACAUUGGAAAUGCAUCCAAACAUAUUCGAUAGGAUUCACGCUGACGAAAUUAUCUCCUACAUCUCAUUUCGUGUCUUAAAUUUAGAGCCAAUCGCAUUAAAAAUUUAUUCACAACUUUUGACGGUUUCAUCACAAGAGGCACAAAUAAAAUUCAUUCCUACUCUCGCAGGAAAAUUUGCCAAAGAAAUUUCGAAAAUUGAUAAUUUUAAGUGGCCGGAAGAGAAACAAGUACUUGUUCUACCAUCACAAGAGCUGUAUGAGGCAAGAUAUACAUUCAGCGAAGUCAAAACGUUUCAAAAUGGUUUCAAUCCGAAAAGAAAAUAUAUUUUCAAAAAAAUUAAGGACAUAAACCAACUAAUACCUAAAGAUGAAGCUUAUUAUGUCGAUAUGAUUGAUAAUCUACUAGAAAACAACCAAUUUUGCGUUCAAGAAUUUAUUAUUUCAUUUUUCAGCGAAAAUUCACAGUCAAUUGUUUAUUAUGCUGUAUUUCUUCACUUGUUCAACAAAUAUCACGAACAGUUACCCGUGUUACAAUGCACAGAAAUGAUAAUUAACUCUCCAUUGUUUGAUCAUGGCAUUACCUUCUAUAAUUGUGAUGAUUUCGAGAUGAUUAAUACACUACGAGACGAAGCCUUCCAAAAGAUCAUCACAGAUGAUUCAGAAUCCUUUGCAAAAGCUUUAUCAUUUUUCCAAUAUUGUCCUCUGUUGCUCGCAGAGCUUUUUAUUAGAUGUGAAAACAAUCUAUUUAGGUUCGCAAAGAUAAUGGUCAACUCCCAAGUCAUUAUUCGAAUGAUUAGAGAUAUAAAUUUAUUUUUAAGGCAACAAAACUUAACAAAUCCACAUCCAGAUGAAAUAGAAGUUGCUAGAGAAAGAAUGUAUUCCCUUUUCAUGGCAAUUCUUGAGAAAUCUAAUAUGAGAAACGCAAUUUUAAGAGAAUCAAUGUUUUUACCUGCUUUUGUACUUGGUUUCUAUGAAGAAGAGUUAUGGCCUGAGACCACAAUUGUCAUCCAGAACUACGUUUGUGAUGAUAUUCAAACAGAUUUAGUUAUUGAAACAAUUAUGCAGAGUAUUGGUAGUCAUUUCUCAUCAUCCAAGUUCUCACAGAGAUAUCUGAGACUUAUUAAACAUAUUUUGCAGUUGUUUUCCAAUCUAUUAAUUGUACAUAAGAAUAUCUCAAAUUAUUUGGGGCCAUUUGUCAAACAUAUCACCACAAUACUAUCAAUUAUACCUGAAGAUCCAGAAGCUCCUAGCACUGUUCGCCAGUAUGCAAGUUUUUUGCUUGAUUUCGGAGAGGAAUGUCCAAUUGAACAAGAAAUCCUCUCUCAUAUACCGAAAAUCUUUGAAAGAGUCUUCAAAAAAGACUAUUCCAAUGACUAUUUGUCCAUUUUUGAGAAGAUGAUUGUUGGAAUAAACUCAAAAGUACCUGAUCCAAGCAAAUUGAUCAUCAUGAUGCCUCAACUUGUUCCUGUUGUACUUAAAAUAGUCGAUCAAAGCCCAGUAAUGACCAAAAUUCUUUCUUUUUUAGUAGAUUUGAUGAAUUUCAGCAUCAAAAACACAAUAAACCUUCAUAACGGUGAAGUAGAUUCAUUACUUAUCUCAUUCCUAUACGAUGCCCGCACAAACAACAAGUAUUCCAACGAACAAGUCGAUGCAAUUUUAAAUGUCAUCUCAAAAAUCGCAAUGGUUGUAUCGAAUCCCAACGUUGUGAAGCAGUUUGUGUCCUUAUUAUGUCCGCUCACAAAUUUGUGUCUUUCCACUUAUCAUCCGAAGUUUAUAAAAAUUUUGGACCAAAUUUUACUAGAUGUGUACAGAAAACACGAGAUUUCUGCAUUUAAUGACCACGAGAUAUAUUCCUGCGAGCUGAAUCAGGAAAUAAACGAAGGAUUGAGUGCAAUUUGUUGGAUUUCUUUGAGAAAUAUUUAUUCAUUCACAGUUUUCAUGACAAUGAAGUUCGAAGACACUUCUAUUGCGUUCUCAACGACCAACGAACAACUACAGAUGACAAUUCUAAGGCCAACACAGUCAAAUUCCGUUUCAACUGAAAUUGAAUUGACAAAUGACCUUUAUUAUCUGGUAAUUAUCACAAUAAAGAAGGCGAAAACAAAUAACAAGUACGUUGUAUCUAUAAAACUCAAUAAUUCUCAGAUAAAUCUUGGAGAAAUUAACCAAGAUUCAUUAAAACUGACAGAAUUCAGUUUAGGAUUCAGAAAAUCCUGUGACGUAUUCUCAAACUUCGAAAUUAUAUCGGGAGGAGUGUUUCCGCUGCUUUCUUCCCAACAAUGUCAGAUAUUUUCAUUUAAUGGGCCACUUUAUGACGGUUAUCCAACGGCUUAUGCGUAUUUCAAGUCAAAACCAAAGCCUGUAAAUACUGUUACGGAGUAUGGCUCAUCAUUCGCGAAUAUUUUAAUUUCAUUGUGGAAAUUUGACUUAAUUAUACCUUUAUUUGCUUUGUUUAACUUCAAUUUCGCUGACGGACAGCUAUACGACCUUGCUCCAACCUAUAGCUUGUCUAUAAUCAUAAAAGCAGCCUUAAGUACUGAAGAAGGACUUCGAGAUUUUGCCAAAGACAACAAAAUAGGCUACAUAUCUUAUUUAUUGACUCUUUAUGACCAGAAAGUGUUGACUUACGAUUUAUACCUUCAGUUCUACACUUUCUUCCAACUUUCCACCAUUCAAGAGUUGAAAGACCAAAUUUUCUCUCAAAUUUUAGCGAACAUGCAAAUUUGGUAUCCAUCAAUAGACUUACUCCAAAUCCUCAAACAUUGGUCACAAAUUUUGGUCGUCGUUUAUCCGAAAAUUUUUGAAUACUUUACAUUUUCUGAUCUUUUAGAAAUUUUGAGAGUUUACUUAUGGUAUUUUCCGAAAGAAUCAGAUAUUAUUGGUACAUAUCAAUCGAAGAAGCCGAGAUACCCUGAAUUGGACAUUGAUUCGUGCAGACACCAAAUUGCACAAAUAAUUGACACUUUACAAAAUUUUGACUUUACACGGAUAGAUUUGACACUUAUUUUGUCAAAUUCUUAUAAGAUCAAUGAUGUCAAACAAGUCCAAGAUUUAUUGUUUAUCUUUGAGUUCAUUGUACAAAAAAUCAACUCAAAUUUGAACAAUUUUGUUACUUCCAAACACAUUUUGAAUUUAAUUGACUUGAUUUCGACCAAAGACGAAACAAUCAUAAGAGGAGUGAUCAGAAUCAUUGGAAUAUUACAACUAAAGUCCAUUUCUUCCCAAACAAUUUUGAGUUCCUAUGUAAAUGUCAUCAUAAACAGUAUUGAUCCAGAAAUUUUGACUUCAGAAUUAUUCAAAGAAGUUUCUACAUUAUAUAAUGCGAAUGUUUAUUCAUUUUUACCUUUUCUGAGUUGGUAUGGUUCAUUUAAAACAUAUACACAACAAGUAGAAGAGAUAAUAAAGAACACAAAACCAUUAGAAAACUACAAAUUUGGUCCUGCAUGGUUCAUUUGGCCAAUUAUUUAUUCCGCAAUCAAUGAAGAUGAAAAAAGAAAGACAAUGUUGUUGUUUUUAGUACAGAUCUAUUCUAAUUUCAAAUCAUUGUUAAUAGCUAUAGAUAUGACAUGUGGUUCUUUGGGAGAAAAAGGAAGAAUAAUGAGAAAUUCUUUGUUUUUGACUUUUUGCGAAUUAAUUAAAGAUAAAAAAAUUAAUUUACAAAAAAGUGACAAAGAUGAAAUUUGCCAAUAUAUUUUGUUUUGUUUGUUAUAUAGAUGGAAUCCUUCUACACAUCCUACACUAGAAGAGAAAGAAGAAAUCAAAGAAGAAGAAUUAGUUUUGAGCGCGUCAAUUUUAUUUGAAAACAUUUCAAAACUAAAAAUCCAAAAAUACAGAACAAAAUUUGGUUUCACUUUCGAUAAAAACAACAAUUGGCUGGAUUUUAGUUUAGCUCUAUCUUUGAAUCAGAUUUAUAAUAAUUCAUUUUUGUCUUCUAUCAUUUCUCAUUACGAAAAAUUCCAACUUUUCGAAGAAAAAAGUGAAGAUAUGGAUAUUUCUGACGAUGAUGAUAAAGCAAUCAAAAGUGAAGUGAUACCUAAAAGUGACAGUUUUGGAACUAUUACACCAGUAUUCCAAACAGGAAGUUUACCUGAUAAAUUAAUCAAUAAAAGUGACAGUUUGCCACGAAUUGGCAGUUUGCCAAAACCAGAUGAAUUUGAUAAUUAUCAAGAAAAGAUAUCAAAUGAUUUGGAAUCGAUAAAAGAGAUGUUUAAGUCUCUUUUCGACAAGUAUUCCAAUUUGUUGAAUGAAAGUAUAAGUGAUUUGUCAGAUUAUGCCACUUUUGUAAUCAAAACAUGUAAUGAACAUCCAUUUAUCAAAGAAAUGGAGAAUUUCGAGUCAUUUUACAUCAAAAAACUGUUUGAAGACAAAUCAUUAAACCACGAGAGAUGGAUGAGAUUAUGGAGUGCGUUGAGAUCUGAUGGAGGUCCGUGGGAUCCUUCAAGAAAUUCUGUAAAACAAUCACCUCACUUCAAACGUGACAACAUUGAUUGUUUUGCGUAUUGUCCAUUCAGACUGAAAACUAAUCAUCAUUACACAAAUCACGCUGAUGCUGUUUGUAGACGAUGUGAUAGAACAGAACCAAUUAUCUUAACGAAAAAGAAAAGAAAUUCAUCAUCUUCUAUUAAUUUGAUGACUGAUGUUGAUACUGAAUCUUGUUCACUUUUGGUUGGAAAUCAACAAACACCAAUUUUAUCUGGUAUAACUCUAAAAGAAAUCCUAAAUCUGCCAUGUAAAAUUGUAAAACCAAAAAGUGUCAAAAAUGCAAUUUUCAAAUUUUAUGAAAAUAAAAUUUACAUUGUCAAAGAAGAUUCAGUUAUAACUAUUAACCAUGAUGAUGUGAAUCAUAUUUACUUAAGAUCAAGAUUCCACAGAUUGACAGCAAUAGAAAUAUUUAGUUGUUCGAAUUGCCCUUUGUUUUUGGAUUUUGAACGGCCAAUUCUCAAAAUUUUGUCAAAAAUUUAUGAUUAUUUGCCACGUAAAGUUCAGAAAUUACCAUUUGCACAGCAUUUCAACCAGUUAAACAUUACAGAAGACUGGGUUAAUGGCAGGAUAUCCAAUUUUGCCUAUUUGAUGCUGUUAAAUGUAUUAAGUGGUCGCAGUUUUAAUGAUUUAGCACAAUAUCCUAUUUUUCCAUGGGUUAUUUUCGAUUCUACAUCGAAAGUUUUGGAUUUGUCGAAACCAGAAACAUUCAGAGACUUUUCAAAACCGAUUGGUGCACAAAACGAAGAUAAUUUGCAGAAAUUAAUUGCAUUAUCACAUGAACAACCACCUGACCAACAAAGAUAUUUGUUUUCAAGUGGUCCUGUUUCCAGAUUAAUUAUUUGUCUUUAUUUGUUACGUUUAGAACCAUUUGCAUCUAUCCACAUUGAUUUGCAAAGUGGACAUUUCGAUGUUCCAGAAAGAUUGGUUUGUAGUUACCAUGAUUCUUUGAAAGUUGUUUUGAAUAUAAUGCAUGACAACAGGGAACUGAUUCCUGAGUUUUUCUUUAUGCCAGAAUUUCUUGUGAAUUCAAACAAUUUCAAUCUCGGAGAGAGAAACGGGAAAAAAGUUGAUGAUAUCGAGAUCCCGCCAUGGUCAUCGAAACCUAUUGACUUUGUUUAUAAAAACAGAAGAGCUUUGGAAAGUAAUUAUGUUUCGCAGAACAUAAAGAACUGGAUUGAUUUGAUUUGGGGAUACAAACAAAGAGGAAUAGAAGGAGAAAAGGCAAAUAACUUGUACGAACCAAAACUUUAUGAAGAUGUUUGGCAAAGAGAAACGGAUCCUUACAAUGAACAAGGUUUAGAAGAUUUCUUAUCAAUGAUCGGCCAAAUGCCCGCUCAAUUGUUCACUUCACCUCACCCGCAAAAGAAAAAUGUUCAACAGAAUUUUUUGCCAUUUUCUGACAUUUGCACAUUGAAUCCAUAUUUGUUUUGUUCAUUUGAUGAAAAUUACGGACAAUUAGGAGUUGUUGAAAUAGAUGGAACUUUUUCUGUUUACGCUGUUAAACAGACUAGUUCGAAAAUAGAAUUAAUUUUAAGUCAAAAAUUUAAUUUACAUAAUAAUAACUAUUUGAAGCUUUUUGAAAGGAAAGAUUUGUUGUUGUUUAGUGCUAAUGAAAAAGGUUUAGUUUUCGUUGGAAGUGAACAGAGUAGAUCUGUCUUUGUAUUGAACUUUUCAGGGAAUUUGAUGACGAUUCCUAUUCCUCAAUACAAACCAAUCAAACUCUUCAGUUUGUGCAAUUGGUUUUUAGUGUCUGGAAAUGAUUCAACAACUUCCAUUUUUAAGUAUGUAAACCAUUCAAAAUUCCGUCCGGUUUACACACUUCAAAGUUACAGAAAUAAUGCUGUUUGUUGUUGUUUGAAUGAGACAUUUAAAGUCCAGAUAAUUGGCUGUGAUGACGGCACAUUAACUAUUUCAUCACUGGCAACUGGACAAACAAUAAAUGUCAUCAAUCUCGGACAACAAACAACUCCGAAAAUGAUCGGAGUUUCUCCUUCUUGGGGAUUCAUUGUUUGCGAAAUGACAAGAAUUGUUAACUCAGAAACAAUCAGUUUGUUGAGUGUCUUCAAUAUCAAUGGUCUUCCAAUCAAAGAAUACAGAUUGGGAUCAAAGAUUUUGACAUGGACAUUUUGGGUUUCUCCUCGUGGAUUCGAUUAUAUCUGCACAAUCAACAAGAAAGGAUCAAUAAAUGUCGCUGAAAUUUAUUAUUUGAAUUUCACUCAGAUUGGAAACAUUUUCCAGAACGCUGUUUACGUUAAAUACUCUACACAAUUAGGUGCAAUUGUUGCAGCUAAUACCGAUGGUGUUGUUUCAUUCAUUCCUUACUGUGAUAAGGAAGAUUGGUAA
Trichomonas vaginalis G3 is the source of this 7461-nucleotide messenger RNA. RefSeq names its product beige/BEACH-related family. The coding region runs from base 1 to 7461 and encodes 2486 amino acids. NCBI's taxonomy places the organism in Eukaryota, Parabasalia, Trichomonadida, Trichomonadidae. The transcript has a single exon. The record is from RefSeq and is a predicted model, not a curated record. Gene Ontology annotation, molecular function: protein binding.